CUGCGCAUUCGCCCUGCCGUGCCUGCGCUGCUGCUGGUGAGACCUGACGGGGCCGUGGGGAAGUGCAAGUGCCGCAGCGUCUCAGGCCCAGGGCUGCCCGUUGGCUGCCCAGCUUCGGCCAGUUCAACAAGUACAUAGAGAAGCUCUUCAACAGCAGGUGGGCAGAGAGGAAGGGAGGGGGAGGGGAGGAAACAGACACCACCUGCCCCCGCUACCCAACCCUACCCCACCCCACUCCCUGCGCAUCGCAGCCCGGAACCGGGCUCGCAGAGCAGCCGCAUGGCCUCUGCAAAGACGUGUUCCCCAGCAUGAAGUCCAAGAACGCUAAGAACUCUAAUGACGCGAACAACCCUAAGAAUACUCCACCAGCAAACGCUACGAAACCCCUAUCAGCGAACGCCACGAAACUCCCCCGACAGAACACCACGAACCCGCCACCCCGGAACGCCGCGAAACCCCGACCAGCAGCCUCCUCCCGGGGCCCCAGGCGCUCCCAGGCCAGGAAAAGAGGAGAGAGACAAGGUCACUCCCUCCCAGUCGCAGACACAUCAGCCCAUCCCCACCUAUUCAGGAUGCCUGAGAAGGGCGAGGAUUGGCAAGGGCCACUGGGACCCCUUGCCAGUGCAGGCCUCCCCGGGCAGGAUCAUGGUCCUCACCCUCCCAGAGCUGGAGUGUGCAAUCCACUGACUGGGCUCCUGGAGGUGGCCGGAGAGCUCAGCCAAUGCAGCCUCCUCCCUGGAAGGCCGAAUUCCUCCUGCAGCCUCCCCUCCUGCGACUACUUAAAUAGCUCUUACCUCCAGGAGUUCACUACCUCUCAGGGCAAGUCCUUUCCAGUUUUCUGGUUCUUCAAAGAUGAAACUUAUAGUCAAGGAAAGCCUGCCUUCCGGAGCCCAUCCCUCUGCUCGUCUGUCCACCAUGCUUUAUGGAAGCCUCUGGUUGGCUGCAAGUCUGCCCUGCAGAAGCUCCCGUCUGCUAGCACUUUUCUGGGUUAAGGGCCAUGCUAAAUGUUUUACAUGCAUUAUCUCAUGUCCUGCUCACUACAACCCUAUCAUUCAGGUUAUGUCCUGGCCCCAAAGCACACAGGGAACGUGGCACAUCCUGGAUUCUAACCCAGGUUCAUCUGACUCUAAAGCCAAUGCUGUAUCCCUGUAUUAGAUUGCCAUCUGCUGUCGGACCUUGGACAAGCUGCUGGACCUCUCUGAGCCUCGGUUUCCUCCUCUGUAGAGCGAGGAUAACAGUUUCUCCCCCCUCACAGAGAGGGUUAAAUGUCCCUGGCACACAGAGGCUCCUUUUCCCAACAACCUCACGUGACACCAUCUCCAGACCCCUCCCCACCAUGUCCCCCUCCUCUGGCCGUGCUUCUGCUGGGCACCGUGCCGUGAGGAGGCGCCCUUCGACCGAACACGCACAGUGACACACCUCUGACUGCCCAGAGGAGGGCAGCUCCGAUGCCACAGGUGUAGGCGGUGACUGUCUUAACCCCAGUCAUUCCUCGGGGCUGGGCUGUCGCGCCUGCCCCCAUGCCAAGGACACUUUAGUAUAAAUGAGCACUUCACCUACUGCCUAGGCUAUAGGAAAGCAUUCAUGGGGGUGCAUUUGGGGGCAGGGCUGCCAUCAAGCCAAUGAUCAGGAGGGUCUAGGGAUGCUGAAACGGGAUGAUUCAAGCUUCACUGACUUGCUGAAUGAACUUGGGGGAGUCCCUGCCUCCCCUUGGGCCGCAAUUUGCCCCUCUGUGAAGUGGAGAGGUUGAGCUGGAUGGCUCUGAUGACCCUACGGACGUUCUGGAUCAUUCAUAACACCCUUGUUUCCCUUCUCCUCCCCCUUGCCUCCCCCUUUCUUCCUGUGCAUUUGGCCUGCUCCUGCCC
Molecule: messenger RNA, 1865 nt
Organism: Orcinus orca (killer whale)
Lineage: Eukaryota; Metazoa; Chordata; Mammalia; Artiodactyla; Delphinidae
Exons: 2
Coding region: 309-992 (227 amino acids)
Source: RefSeq, a predicted model, not a curated record